AUGUUAAGCACCUCCCCGCCUGGGGAAAGCUUCGUGGGUGACAAUGCGGGGCCCCGCGAUGGCGUUGUGCAAUCGGUUACGGACAGAGUAGUUCAGGUAUAUUGGUUUAGACGGCAUGCACUUAAAGUUUUUAAAGUAUGCUGGUUGGUGCCUGGAUGCAAUAAGCACGCGACCAAGCCUGGACCGGUUUCCGUCGGUAGUGUCAAGCCGACUGUGUCCGUGCUUCAAGCUUUGUCCAGUGACUGUUGGACCGCCAUUCCAAAGACCCUUACCCACGCUGCCGCGAAUAUCGGGAAGAAGAAAAGAUGA
Pyricularia grisea is the source of this 309-nucleotide messenger RNA. RefSeq lists its product as uncharacterized. The record is from RefSeq and is a predicted model, not a curated record. The transcript is spliced from 3 exons. Bases 1 to 309 code for a protein of 102 amino acids. Lineage: Eukaryota; Fungi; Ascomycota; Sordariomycetes; Magnaporthales; Pyriculariaceae.